Molecule: messenger RNA, 996 nt
Organism: Penicillium nucicola
Lineage: Eukaryota; Fungi; Ascomycota; Eurotiomycetes; Eurotiales; Aspergillaceae
Product: isocitrate lyase/PEP mutase family protein
Exons: 3
Coding region: 1-996 (331 amino acids)
Molecular function (GO): catalytic activity
Source: RefSeq, a predicted model, not a curated record
AUGUCGGCCAACACGGUUCCCUACCCAUUCCACUUCGACUCUGUCGCCCCCAGCGGGCCCCAAGAUGGAACCAUCGCCCAAAUCGAUAUCAGUAUCCAGAACACUCGCGGAAAGAUUCCCUCUCUUCAGGCUGCAAGUCUUCGCACGAUGAUGCUGCAGGCGCGCGAUGAUCCCACCAAGAUCUUGGCCCAUGCAUGCACAUAUGAUGGUUUGUCUUCGCGCCUUGUGGAAGAGGCAGGGUUUCCUAUGGUCUUCCUCGCAGGAUAUGCUGUGGCCAGCUCCUAUGGUCUGCCAGAUACUGGAUAUAUUGCAAUGGCAGAAAUGUGUGACAAGAUUCAGGAAACUGUUCGUCAAGUCUCGGUGCCUGUUAUGGCGGAUGGCGACACUGGAUACGGAAGUCCGAUGAAUGUGAAGAGAACUGUUGAGAGCUUUGCUGCUGCAGGGGCCGCCGGUGUAAUGAUUGAAGACCAGCGCUGGCCGAAGAGAUGUGGGCACACCAAGGGCAAGGACGUUGUUUCCCGCGAGGAGGCCUAUGCUCGAAUCCAGGCUGCUGUCGAUGCCCGCAAUGAAGGAAGGGAUAUCUUUAUUCUUGCUCGAACCGAUGCACUGAUGUACGGCUGGGAUGAAGCUAUGGCCCGGGUCAAGGAGUUUGUGCGCAUUGGCGUGGAUGCGAUUUUUGUUGAGGCUCUACCCGAUCGAGAAGCGAUGAAGCGUUGUGUCGAAGAAAUUAGCUGUCCUGUCUUCGCCAAUAUUAUUGAAGGAGGCAAGACAGACAAUCUUUCUGCGAAAGAGCUUGCUGAGCUCGGGUACAGCGCUGUGGCAUACCCCUGGACAUUGGUUGCUGCUCGCCUGAAGAGCGUUCGGGAGGCUUUGGACGGGUUGAAGAAGAGUAUGACCGUAGGAGCACCGCCAAUGAUUUUGACCUAUGACGAGGUCUGCGAAGGUGUCGGUUUCAACAAGUACUGGGACCGAGAGGAGAAGUAUAAAUUCAACUAG